CACUUCUGUUCUGACUGCUUGAGCUCAGUAUCUUGGGGACGCCCGUGACGUGUGGUGUUCGCGACUCCGCGCUCCUUCCUUCACUGUCAUCACCAGGAUGUCCGAGACGCAGAAGCCAGAGAAGACACCACAGUCUCUUGUAACCGAGAGCCUUUUAAAGAAGACGCUGAAGACGGACAAAGGUGAUGAUGCUGAAUUGAUCUCCUAUGAGGUGAAGGACUUCACUAGUAAAGGCGACAACUACGCCUGUGUCGUCACCAGUGCACUCGUCCGCUACCGCCAAGGAGACCAGAAAGAAAAGGAGGUGUCUUACGUGGCCAAGUGUAAUCCCUGCAGGAAACAAGAAAUUUUUGAUUCAGUUACCAUUAUGGCUUUCAGUAAAGAAGCAGCCUUCUACCACAAAAUUGUGCCGCUAAUCAAUGUCGAGCUUGAGGCCGUGGGGCAAGAGCCGCUGCGCUUGCCGGAGUGCUACGUGAACCACGAGGUGGAGGGAGAGCAGGUUCUCAUGAUGAGGGACCUGAGGGUUGAUGGCUUCAAGAUGUUCGACCGUAAGAAGGGCAUGGAUAAGGCGCACGCCACACUGGUAGUACGCGAGCUGGCACGUUUGCACGCCGCUUCUGUCGUCGCGCAAGACAAAAUGUCUGAGCCCAUUGAGGACACCCAUGACUUCCUAAUGGAGGACUUUGACACCUUGGAGAUGCCCGAUGGGAAAAAAAUAUUUGAAAUAGUAUUUGCCUCUAACUUGACUAAUGGGGCGAAAAUGGCGGAGAAGAUCGGUGGUUAUGAAAAGGUGGCGGAGUGGCUCAACAGCAAGUCCAAGGAGGGCUUGUCCAUGUUUGUUGACUGUAUCAGAAGCAAGAAUGAGCCAUUCAACGUGGUGUGCCACGGCGACUGCUGGAACAACAACAUUCUCUUUAAGUACGACGAGGCAGGUAAGCCCAUUGACGUGCGCCUUAUUGACCUUCAAAUCUGCCGCAAAGCCACCCCGGCCACGGACCUGAACUACUUCAUGUACACGAGUCUCAACGGACCAGAAAGAAAGGAAAACCUGCAAUCGUUCCUCGAGAUCUACUACGAUACUUUUCUCCAGGUGCUCUCAAGGGCUGGGAAGACGAUGCCCUUCAGUCUUGAGGAGCUGAAGAAGGAAUAUCACAGGAUGAACCUCUUCGGGUUCCUUAUGGCUCUGAUGAUAGUGCCGCUGGUAGUGGCGGAGGCAUCUGAAGUAAUGGACUUUGAUGAAUUCGGUGAAGAUGUCGAGGAGUCAAUGAAAGGUUAUGAGGAAAAGAUGCUGGCACAACUGGACACUAAUCCUUUGCUUCAGCCUCGCCUCCUUGCGACAUAUGAUGAAAUGCUGGAGUAUGGCGUGAUCUAGUGUGUGUGUGUGUGUGUGUGUGUGUGUGUGUGUGUGUGUGUGUGUGUGUGUGUGUGUGUGUGUGUGUGUGUGUGUGUGUGUGUGUGUGUGUGUGUGUGUGUGUGUGUGUGUGUGUGUGUGUGUGUGUGUCCCAUGAAGCAUUGUUAUGUUGUUGUUUUUUUGCUUGUUUUUACACUCCAUGGUAAAUCUGUUAAUCUACAAAUGUGCUGUGGACACUUUUGAGAACUGUAUAUUUAACCCGAACAGCUAUGAUCAUUCUCUCUCUCUCUCUCUCUCUCUCUCUCUCUCUCUCUCUCUCUCUCUCUCUCUCUCUCUCUGGCUGUCUGUCUGUCUGUAUCUCAUUAUGAUGAGUCAUCAUGAAUUAGAAAAUCUCUCUCUCUCUCUCUCUCUCUCUCUCUCUCUCUCUCUCUCUCUCUCUCUCUCUCUCUCUCCGUUUUCUUCCGCAUCACCAUGACUGACCAUGACUGAAUUAUCACUUGUUAUCACUCUGUACUAUGCAUUGUUGACAUUCUUCGUUUACUUCACCCCAGCCUGCCAAGAUAACACUAGAUACGCACGACAAGCCUCUCGACUAACAGCAGUACUAACAGGAGUGGGACCAUUGCGGAGUAAAGAACGAUCACAUAAAAUUGUAGAGCGUUUUGUUCUCCCACUCGCACUCAACACUCCUCAUUGGCUGCAUCCUGUACGACCCUUACCUCUAUUACCUCUAUUUCAACAGUCUCCUUCUCUGCAGAUACAUUUACUAUUAACAAACACGAUUGUAUAUAUUGCAAGGUAAAAGACACCGUUAUAAAGAGCUUUUCUGAGUUUUUUAAGGAACGAAAUGCUAAAAAAUGUGGAUUUGUCUGGAUUUUUUUACAAUAAAUACUGUAAAGAGA
This is a messenger RNA of Portunus trituberculatus (swimming crab), 2253 nucleotides long. RefSeq lists its product as uncharacterized. The transcript has 3 exons. The record is from RefSeq and is a predicted model, not a curated record. NCBI's taxonomy places the organism in Eukaryota, Metazoa, Arthropoda, Malacostraca, Decapoda, Portunidae. The coding region runs from base 98 to 1372 and encodes 424 amino acids.